Notodromas monacha is the source of this 315-nucleotide messenger RNA. The record is from the annotation of a GenBank genome assembly. NCBI's taxonomy places the organism in Eukaryota, Metazoa, Arthropoda, Ostracoda, Podocopida, Cyprididae.
AUGAACUUGAUGGGAUUUUGCUUGAUGAUCCUCCGAGGCUCGUAUUGCAUUGAGGAUCACGUGGGAAAGACAGCAGAUCCGUUCUACAAUAGAGGAAAUUUGUCGACAAGCGAGACUCUAAUGAUUUUGCAGAUUUUGUGGGAUGAAAAGCUAUCUGGAUCACGGUCGGGGGCCCCUGCGGGCAAUACCCGGGUCGUCGCCGAUAAAUCAGCGGGGUCGGAACCCUUGGAUCCAACUGCUGCUUUCGUCGUCGUCGUCGUCGGCGUGUCACCCCCGAAACCCAGUGGGGGUGGAGGAGAAAACCCACCGGAAUAA